CUUUAACCUUUUCCAUAUACUAUUUUUAACUGUAGACUGUAUAUAAGCCCCCUCCCCACCGUCACUCUAUUUUUGCUAAAACGAGGCAAAAUCAAAAAAAAGAAGGAUGGCGUACACACCAGUAUCAAAAAAGGAUCUUUCCCCCUUUUUGAAUUAGUCAAAUCAAAUCAACUUCAACUUCAUAUAUAUCAUCAAGUAGUGUCAUCAUCAUCUGGAUUCAUCACAUAGAGUAGACCAUUAAGGAUCAACUAGAGACAGAUAUAUACAAGUUAUAACAUGGCUUGGUUUAGUGGUAAUAACGUAUCUACGAUAGAGUUAGAUAACAAGAUAUCAGAAGCAACAUCUGAAUCAAUUCCUAAUGGAGAACUUGAAUUAUCAAUUGCAUUAGAAAUCACUGAUUUGAUUAGAAGUAAGAAGAUUCCUGCCAAGCAAUGUAUGAGAUCAUUAAAGAAACGAUUAACUUUGAUCUAUUCUAAUCCUAAUCUAUUGACUUCAACUUUAAAGUUGAUAGAUUUAUGUGUAAAGAAUAGUGGAUUUCAUUUCUUAGUUGAAAUCGCUUCAAAGGAGUUCUUAGAUUAUUUAAUCGAUUUCAUAUUUAAAGUUCAUUAUAAUACUAAGGAUUUUGAAGUUACUAAAAAUGAAUCAAAAGUUGGAGUAGGUAAUUUUAUAUUAUCAUUAGUAAAAGAGUGGUCAAUAGUAUUUGAAAAUCAAUUACAAUUGAAUUAUGUGGAGAAGUGUUAUAAACAAUUACUUAAUGAAGGUUAUAAAUUCCCUGAUGUAACAGGAAAUUCUCAACUGUUAAAUAGUACAUUUGUUGAUUCAGAGGUUCCUCCAGAUUGGGUUGAUAAUGAUAGUUGUAUGAUUUGUUAUACACCAUUUUCUAUGAUUAAUAGAAAACAUCAUUGUCGUGCUUGUGGUGGUGUUUAUUGUCAAACCCAUUCUAAUCAUAAUAUUCCAUUACCAUCAUUAGGAAUAACUGAAGCUGUAAGAGUUUGUGAUAAUUGUUAUGCUAAAGAAAAAUCUAAAUCAGGUAAACAUAAGAAGCAUACUGGUGAUCACCCAGCAGGAUCACAUGGAGCUCCAGUAGGAGAUGAUGAAGAUGAAGAAUUAAAGAGAGCUAUAGAAUUAAGUUUACAAGAUACUGGUGUUCAAUUCACAGCCCCAGCUGGUAAACCACCAACCAUCACUGAGACUUCGCCCCCAAUCUAUAACAAUAAUACUCAAAGUCAAGGAGAAGGUGAAGAAGAUGACGAAGAAAUGAAAGCAGCCAUUGCUGCUAGUUUAAAAGAGUAUGAAGAACAAGAGAAAAUCUUUAAACAGCAUCAAGAACAAUUUCAGCCACCAACACAGUCUCAACCACAAUCUCAACAAUCAUCAUAUCCAGGACAACAACAGCCUGGAGCAUAUCAACAAGACCAAUCUGAUUUCUAUAAUAUUAGUAUUCCAUUAUCAAACUAUCAAUCAGCUCCACAAUCACAACCACAACAACCACAACAACCACAACAACCACAACAACCACAACAACAAGCUUACGUUUCACCAGCUCAGCAUAUCGAACAACAUCAACCUCAAAAGGAUGAAGACUUAUCUGAACAAGAGGAAGAACAGAUCAAUUUAUUCAUUACUUUAUUAACUAGUUUGAAAAGUGAUCCUGUUAAACAAGCCAAUAUUCUAUAUGAUACUGAUUUGGCUGAAUUGCAUGCUAAAGUUAUUAAAUUGAAACCAAAGGUUAACAAAUCAUUAAGAGCUUCAAUUGAAAGAUAUGAAGCAUUUUUAGAAAUGAAUAAUAAAAUUUCAACUAUAACUAGAUUAUAUGAUCAAUUCUUGGAAGCUAAGUUAAAUACUGCUUAUGGAAAUCAUCAUAUUUCUCAAAAUUAUUAUGAUCCUAGAAAUAAUUAUAAUCAAGAAUUUACUGCUCCACAAACCACUAGCGGAUAUGAGAACAAUGCUCCAAUAAAUCAACAGUCAACAGGGUAUAAUAAUCAACAACCUACUGGAUAUUCUAUUCCUCAAGAAGUUACCGGAUAUGGCCCUGCCGCAUCAGAACCUGUCGGUAGACAAAGUACAGGGUAUCCUUCAGAACCAUCUCAACCAGUUCCAAGACAAACCACAGGAUAUCCAUCAGAUCCGUAUUCCAACCCUUCAGAGCCAUCGUUUGAAAGAGAAGAACAAAACGAGUAUGGUGCUCCUUCUUAUCCAAACUAUCCUCCAGAGUCAUAUUCGGCAGAUUCAGUUAAUGAUGAAUAUCAAAAGCAACAACAACAAGCUUCUGCUCCAGAAGGAUCAAAUCAAAGCAUUCCAAGCAACUAUGCAUAUGGUAGUGAACUCAAUGAAGGACCUGCAUAUCCACCGGAAGAACUUCUGGAUAGUCAACCAACAGGAAGUAACACAAUCAGGUCUAAAUCAUCCACUCUCAUGCUUGAUGGAGCUGAAGAUCGAUUCCCAAAUAUUGAAAAUGUUGAGAAUAAUUUCGAUAAAUCACAUAGUAAUCCUCUGGAUUUACCCACUUUACCUGUAUUAUCAUCUUUUGAAGAAGAUAGACAAGAACAAAGAAAGUCACCCAGAUAUGUUGCUGAAGCAGAGCCAUUGAUUGAUUUAUAG
Scheffersomyces coipomensis is the source of this 2601-nucleotide messenger RNA. RefSeq names its product ESCRT-0 subunit protein (gene VPS27). Lineage: Eukaryota; Fungi; Ascomycota; Pichiomycetes; Serinales; Debaryomycetaceae. The record is from RefSeq and is a predicted model, not a curated record. The transcript has 2 exons. Gene Ontology annotation, cellular component: ESCRT-0 complex. Bases 277 to 2601 code for a protein of 774 amino acids. Gene Ontology annotation, biological process: protein transport to vacuole involved in ubiquitin-dependent protein catabolic process via the multivesicular body sorting pathway; protein targeting to vacuole. Gene Ontology annotation, molecular function: ubiquitin binding; phosphatidylinositol-3-phosphate binding; metal ion binding.